GUACCAGCACCUCAACUUCUCUCCCUGGGACACUGUCUAAACUCCAGGGGCCAUAGGCCGGGCUGAGCGAUGGGUGCUGAGGAGGAGGUGCUGGUCACACUAUCAGGGGGAGCCCCCUGGGGCUUCCGACUUCAGGGGGGGGCCGAGCAGAGGAAACCCUUACAGGUGUCCAAGAUCCGAAGACGGAGCCAGGCUGGCAGAGCAGGACUCCGAGAGAGGGACCAGCUCUUGGCAAUCAAUGGGGUCUCUUGCACCAGUCUCUCUCAUGCCAGUGCCAUGAACCUCAUCGAUGCCUCAGUGAAUCAGCUUGUCCUCACUGUGCGGCGGGUAGCAGAUGAGGGGACUGUGCGAUCUCCAUCUCCUGGUGAGCUUCACGUGCUAUCACCAUUAUCUCCACUGAGUCCUGAGCCCCCUGGCGCUCCAGUUCCCCAGUCUCUUCAGCCUGUGAGCCUUCGCUCACCCCCUGACAGUGAGGCUUACUAUGGAGAGACAGACAGUGAUGCUGAAGGCCAUGCCACCCAGGAGAAGCCCCGCCGACCCCGCCGCCGAGGCCCCACAAGACUCAUCCCUCCAGGAGCCCCACCUGAUGAGGUCUACCUGUCUGACAGCCCUGCAGAGCCAGUACCUGCUAUCCCUGGCCCUCCCAGCCAGGGUGACAGCCGUGUGAGCUCCCCAUCUUGGGAAGAUGGGGCAGCCCUUCAGCCACCCCCAGACGAGGCCCUGCUGUUACCCCAUGGCCCCCUCCGGCCUGGCCCUCAUCUCAUCCCUAUGGUGGGGCCUGUUCCCCACCCAGUGGCAGAAGAUCUUACUACCACCUAUGCCCAGAAGGCCAAGCAAGCCAAACUGCAAGGAGCAGAGAGCCUCCAAGAGAAGAGCGUGAAGGAGGCCAAAACCAAAUGUCGGACGAUUGCCUCCCUGCUAACUGCAGCCCCCAAUCCCCAUUCCAAGGGGGUGCUUAUGUUUAAGAAACGGCGGCAGAGGGCCAAGAAGUACACCCUAGUGAGCUUCGGGGCUGCGGCUGGGACAGGCGCUGAGGAGGAAGACGGUGUCCCCCCGACGAGUGAGUCUGAGCUGGACGAAGAGGCCUUCUCCGACGCCCGCAGCCUCACCAAUCAGUCCGACUGGGACAGCCCCUAUCUGGACAUGGAGCUGGCCAGGGUGGGCUCAGGCGCAGGAGAGGGCCAGGGCCCCGGGCUCAGUGAGGUCUCUGGGCGGGGGGUUCAGCUCUUUGAACGGCAGCGCCAGCGCGCAGCCUCCAGCAGCCAGGAGCUGGCUCCGGUUGGCCAGCCAGCCGUGCUCAACGGGCAGGGCCUGCAGUCCCCACCUCGGGCCCAGAGUGCUCCCCCGGAGGCAGCCGUGCUCCCACCCAGCCCUUUGCCGGCCCCUGUAGCCAGCACCAGACCAUUCCUCCCAGGAGGUGGAGGCCCCACCCCAGCUCCAAGCAUUUUUAACCGGUCAGCCAGGCCCUUUACCCCGGGCUUACAAGGGCAGCGGCCCGGAACCACUUCGGUGAUUUUCCGGCCUCUACCCCCCAAGAGGAUGAAUGAAAGCCUGGGAGGCCUCAGUCCCGCCCCACCCCCCUUCUCGACCUCUCCGCAGGGGCCUACCCCGCUGCCCAGCUUCACCUCAGGGGUUCCCAGCCAUGUGCCAGCCUCCGGUCCCCCCAGCACCCCACGUCCCUCCGGGCCUGUGACGGCCACCAGUUCUCUGUAUAUCCCAGCCCCAAGUCGGCCUGUUACCCCAGGCGGAGCCCCAGAGCCCCCCGCUCCCCCUAACGCAGCGGCCAUGACCUCCACCGCAUCUAUCUUCCUUUCGGCUCCUCUGCGACACUCUGCGCGCCCAGAGGGGCCCGCCCCAGGCCCCGCGGCCCCUGAGCCCCCCAGCGCUCGGGAGCAGCGCAUCUCCGUGCCAGCUGCCCGCACGGGCAUCCUGCAGGAGGCCCGGCGCCGGGGCACCCGGAAGCAGAUGUUCCGUCCGGGAAAAGAGGAGCCGAAGAACUCGCCCAACCCCGAGCUGCUCUCGCUAGUGCAGACCCUGGAUGAAAAACCCCGGGCCGGGGGUGCUGAAUCCGGUCCUGAGGAGGACGCUCUGAGUCUCGGGGCUGAAGCCUGCAAUUUCAUGCAGCCACCAGGGGGCAGGAGUUACAAGACCCUGCCUCACGUGACACCUAAAACCCCGCCUCCAGUGGCUCCCAAGACCCCGCCCCCUAUGACUCCUAAGACUCCACCCCCAGUGGCUCCUAAGCCCCCUUCUCGAGGGCUCCUUGAUGGGCUAGUGAAUGGGGUAGCCUCUUCGGUUGGAAUACCCGAGCCACCAAGGCUUCAGGGCAGGGGUGGGGAGCUGUUUGCCAAGCGGCAGAGUCGUGCGGACAGGUAUGUGGUGGAAGCUACACCUGGUACUGGCCUUGGCCCUCAGCCCAGAAGUCCUUCCCCUACUCCUUCACUGCCGCCUUCCUGGAAAUAUUCACCCAACAUCCGUGCCCCACCUCCCAUUGCUUACAACCCGUUACUUUCACCCUUUUUCCCCCAGGCUGCCCGCACUCUCCCUAAUAAGGCCCAAUCAAAGGGGCCUCGGGCAACCCCCACGCAGGGCAUCAAGGCUCUGGAUUUCAUGCGGCAUCAGCCCUACCAACUUAAAAGUGCCAUGUUCUGUUUUGAUGAGGUUCCCCCAACUCCUGGCCCCACUUCCUUAGGGCCCCCCAAAACUGUCCGAGUUCAGGAGAUCCGCCGAUUUUCCACUCCAGGACCCCAGCCUACUGCAGAGCCCCUGGCUACCACUGUCCUUGUCCCUCGAGCAGCCACUACACUGGAUGAGCCCAUCUGGAGGGUAGAGCUGGCCUCAGCCCCUGUUUCUAGCCCAGCCCCUCCUCCAGAAUCUCCCAGGGGCCCUGGGGCCUCCCCCAGCUCCUGUGGUUUCCAGGUAGCCAGGCCCCGAUUCUCAGCCACUAAAACAGGAUUGCAGGCUCACGUGUGGAGGCCUGGGGCAGGGCACCAGUGAGCAGGGCACAGGUCCCAGGACCAAGGAGGGGUGGAACAUCAAGUUCCUAAAGUUGCUUCUCCUAUUCUAUCCUCCCCUCUCUCUCAGGCAUCUAGAGGCUAAAUUCCCUCCUGCCAGAGAUGAUUUUGGAGUUGGAGUCCUAUCCCCCAGCUUCCUUACUCCCCACCUCCCUGCUGUUUUCCAGCCUGCUAUCUCUGCUUUGGUAUUUUUGCUUCUCUUUGCCUCUGUAUUUCUUUGCCUGGAUCUUUGUCUUUAUCUCCAGGACUCUCUGCCCAUACUCCUCCACAGGUCUCUUCUUUACAUUUGCGCUUUUCUCUGUGGGCCUCAUUUUAAUGUGCAGUGAGAAACAGAGUAGAAGUUACCACUGGGGCCUCAGGCAAGAAGCUCACCAGCAGGCACACAGCAAUGGGCCUGAACUAACCUGUUUGCACCAAGCCCCUCCCUACUCUUCACUGCUUUACCAAGCUUGGCUGGCAUAUACGUAAGGGUGUAUGUGUGUGCACAGAUGUGCUCUUCUGUUUGAGGCAAAUGUAAGAGAAGUCUAAAUAAAGACCCAAUCAGGGUCUUAUCCUUGCACUGAUAGAAGGGUCAGAUAUCCCCACAGGGAGUCUAGCAGGGUGAAAGAGAUUCACUAGAGAGUAACUCCUUAGAGACCAGCAUCUGUAGCAAGAGUACAGCAGCUUGUGAAACUAAUGGAGUAUGAGAAGACUGAAGGACUGGAACAGUUUACAUGGGCUGAGUUAUACCAGCUAGGCCAGGAAUAGAACCAAGAAUUCUCCCAUUCCUCAGGAUUUCAGAAUGUUAGCAACUAGAGAGGCCCAUGCUGAGUAAGCCAGUAUCCAGGAAGUGAAAAAAAGAAAAAAAAUUCCUCUGAGAAUGAACAAAUUGUUGGCUUCAUUGCCUCAUGAGCCUAAGACAGAAAGGAGGGAGAAGAGAGCCUGGGUGUGGAGAAUGAGGCAAACACCGGGAGCAGGGCAAUAAUGAGUGGAAGUGACUGUGCCACAGAGAGGAGCAUGGUGAGCAGCAGUGCAGUCCUGGCAGAGAGUAAAGUCAGGUAACAAGAAACCGACUGUGUGCAAGAGGGGGAUUGGGGACAAAUUUGAGGGAGAAGAAUGUAUUUGUUAGCGUGAAGGGGGAUGAUGGGAAGGAAACGUGAGGGUAUGUGUUGAAUGUUGAAAGAACAGCUGGUCUCUGUACAACCUCCUCUGAGUUUGUCCUUCAGUUUGUCUUCUGCAGUUUGUCAUGACUACCUGGUAAAAGGCAAGGAAACAACCCAAAGCCAAAACCUCUUUUCAGUCAUACCCCAUCCCUCAAAACUCUAGCACUGUUCCUUUUCAGCUUCAGGUCCUGAUCUCUGAUCCUAGAAGGGUACUAACUCCUCUCUCACCAAGACAACCACCAGCCACAUUUGCUCUUUGAUCUGGAAAGUGAUAAUUCCCUUUGCAUAUUGGGUGUGAGUCACAGUUCUUUGGUUUGUGCACAAGAAUAAACUUAUGCCCUAUACCUUC
Galeopterus variegatus (Sunda flying lemur) is the source of this 4505-nucleotide messenger RNA. It is a transcript of the gene SYNPO2L, whose product is annotated as synaptopodin 2-like. Gene Ontology annotation, molecular function: actin binding. The coding region runs from base 70 to 2997 and encodes 975 amino acids. The record is from RefSeq and is a predicted model, not a curated record. The transcript is spliced from 5 exons. NCBI's taxonomy places the organism in Eukaryota, Metazoa, Chordata, Mammalia, Dermoptera, Cynocephalidae. Gene Ontology annotation, cellular component: nucleus; Z disc; actin cytoskeleton. Gene Ontology annotation, biological process: positive regulation of actin filament bundle assembly.